GGAAAGUCCCACAGGACCUGAUGUCAGUGAGAACUCAAACAUAGAUGAGACUCUGAUUGCAAGAAUGAGAUAAACACAGAUGAAAAGAUGGACCCAGACAUUGAUGCUAAGGAGGACAUUGACACUGAACGGGAGUCUCUUGGCUGUAAAUUGAGGGUUUCUACAGCGGACGACCUCGAUGAGAUGAUGGACAUUGGGACAGUGGAUCAGGUGGAACAGGAAGCUCAGAUGAAAGAGGAGGAGGAGCAGAAUAGUUUGAUGGAAGAGGACAGCAGCCCGUCACCUGUCAUUUCAAAUACAGCCUCAGAGGCAGAGCACAGUAACUCUGUUAAGGAGGAAACUGAUGUGAAACCCACUGUGUCACCACCACCCGCAGAGGAGGACGUCAAAGUGGCUGUAGAGUCGAUGCAGUCCAGCUCAUCUCCAUCGUCUGAAGCCACGACUAGUGCAGGAAGGAACAGCUCAUCUCCUGCCACCAUGAUGAACGGGUUGAAAGUAGUUAAGCUAUCGGACAAUAAAAGUUUACAUUCUGCCAAUCAGCCUGUCAAGUCAUCUCCUUCACCACCUUUGGUCAAGGUGAAGGAUGAACCUGUAGACGAAGAGUACGAGCAUGCUCUAAUAUCCUCGACAUCUACAGCUAGCGUGAAAGAUGAGCCCAACACUGCAAAGGAGGACUUAAGGAUCGGCUCGGUCUUCUCUGUGACCCCAGCUGCUGAAACACUGCCCGUCGUCAGCCCCUCGGCGUUGCACAUGUCCUGUUCCAAUUGCAAGAAGAGCCUGAUGAAAGGACAGACAGCGUUCCAGAAAGGCUCCCCAGCACUCUUCUGCUCCACUGCCUGCCUCACCACAUCUCUCACUACAGUCAAAGGAGUCACAAAGACCUGCCACAACUGCCAAAAGUUGAUAUUCCGGCCUCAGGACGUCAUUCUGGCUCCAGAUGCUAAAGGAGCCAUGAAGGAAUUCUGCAGCCAGACCUGCCUGACCUCUUUCAACUACAAGAAAAACAUCUGUCAAAAAACCACCGCAACCAAUAGCACCACAGUCACUCUGCAGCAUGUAGCAAACAUGAGUGGUCCUGAGCGGUGCUGUCCACAGAUCUGCAGUGACGCCUGCUUUAACCGUUUCCGCACAGUGAACAACCUGUCCUUGGCCGGCUGCGUGAACUGCGGCUCCUACUGCCACAGCAAACCGCUCAUGCUGAAGGUGGAAGACGGCAACAAAACUCUGUGCAAUGCAGAGUGUCUGGCCAAGUACAAAGAGAAAACCAAGACAACCGUGCCUUGUCUGAUGUGUCGCACUACCCGGUUGCUGGCAGAAAUGGUUGAAAUCAAAAACAGCGAUGAUUCUGUGAACCUCUUCUGUAGCAGCAGUUGUGUGAUGGCAUUCAAGGUCCAGACUGUCAGUGCGUCAGGUACACGUUUGAAUUGUGAUAAUUGUGGGAAAAACACCGUACCGGCCUACCACCUGGCCAUGUCUGAUACCUCCAUCAGGAACUUCUGCACUCUACCUUGUGUCAUGGCUUUUCAGGACAAGUUCAAGAAGUCCCAGAAACAGGUGAACGUUUUUACCAAGUUGCCAGCUGGAUCUGAGGUUCAGGCUGUUACUCCUACCCAACCUCAGCAAGACGCACCCAAAGGACCCCAGAAACUAAACUGCUCCCAGUGUGCCCGCAGCAUAACUUUUAAACCCGAGCUCAUCCAGAUCAAGGACAAGGUUGUUUUCGUGUGUAACAUGGACUGUGCCCAGGAGUUCAAGAAAGCCAACUUUGUGACAAGCCUGUGUGAAUACUGUAAGAUUGAAAAGAUCACCAGAGACGCCAAGAGAAUCAACAACAAAGACUGUUUCUUCUGCAGCGACGGCUGUAAGCUCCUCUUUCGACAUGACCUGACUAAAAACUGGGGGAGACACUGUCACUCCUGCGUCUACUGCCAUUGUGUGUAGAAGCUGGUGACAGCACAGUAUGGAGGCUCGACUGAGGAGUUCUGCUCUGAGGAGUGCAGGUCCAAAUACACCAUGCUCUUCUGCCAUGUUGCAAAGUGUGACACCUGCGGCCGCAAAGGGAAACUGAAGCAGAGUCUUCCCAUGCUGGGAGAGGUCAAACACUUCUGUGACCUGCUUUGUCUGCUUCAGUUCUGCUGCGAUAAAGUGGCUUCGCAGGGCGAGGUUCUCAGAGAAACAGGGGAGCCCACACCUGUCAUCGCCAAUGUCAUCUCGCUUGCAGGCACUCCAACAGGGAAAUCCAAUGCUUCUGACAUAUCUGCCCAGCAAAGCACAGUCUCUGUCUUUCAAUCAAAGAAGACUGGACAUAUCAGUAUUCAGACAGAUCCAGUGAAAACUUAUCCUCCUCCUGGCCCCAAAAUCCUGAAGAACAAGGCUCUGCUCUGUAGACCGCUGGUGCAGAACAAAGGGGUCUCCUGUAAAACACAGACAGCCGAUGUUGAAGCACAGACAGAUGAUGCUUUCCCUAAAAUCAUGGUUGUGCCUAUCCCAGUGCCGGUAUAUGUUCCUGUACCCAUGAACAUGUACAGCCAGUGUACACCCAGACCUGUGGGCCUGCCAGUACCGCUGCCUGUGCCCAUGUUCCUUCCUGUGACAAUGGACAGCGCUGAACGCAUCGUAGAAACCAUCCAGGAGAUCAAAGAGAAGAUACCGUCUGACCCCUUCGAGGCGGAGCUCAUCCUCAUGGCUGAGAUGGUUGCAGAAGAAGAGGAGAAGAAUGACAAACAGAAGAGAACAAAGGAGAAAGUGGUGGAGAAAGAGAGACAAGAAGCACCUGCAACAUUUGACCACGCCAGUAACUACAGUGACGACUUGGACACGGACGACUUGGCCAGUUUCCUCAACAACUGGGAGGAAGCAUCUUCCGACACAGGUCUCAGGUCUCCCAGUCAACCGUUCGCCCCUGAGAAGCUCAACCCGAUUCUAGACAUUCCUGUGGGCAUGUCCAGUGAGCCUUACGCCGAGCCCCCACCUCUAGCACCCCCUGCCAUGGACAUCGAAGCUGACUUCACUGUUGAAACUCUGGAGAAUAUGGCUCGGCUCAGAGAGCAUUCCCAGAGAUCCCGAGCCCUCCGCCUGCUGUUCCACGACGACGACAAGCUCACAGGAAAGCCAGAGAAAAGAAGGGUCGUAAGUCACAACGAACAUCUAAGGCAGCUGAAGCGUCGUCUCAAAGAGCUCCUUUCAACAAGGUUGCCUUUAGACGUGCCAAAACUGAAGAGUCAGUACGGCGUUGAUGCCUGGAAGCGAUGGAUCCAGUGGAGGCAAACUCAACCCAACCUGGAGAAACCACGCUUUGGUUCCCGUCCCAUGGAGUUGAAGGAGGACGUUCUUCGCUCUACUACUGCUGAGCUGAGCUAUGGCCUCUGUUGCUUUAUCACUGAGGUGAAACGACCGAAUGGAGAGCCCUACUCCCCCGACAGCCUGUUCUACCUCUGCCUCGGCAUUCAACAGUACCUGUUUGAGAACGGUCGUGUGGAGAACAUAUUCAUGGAUCGGUUCUACAACAAGUUCUCCACUGAGUUCACUAAUAUGCUGAGAGUUUUCAAGCCCUCAGUCACAUCAAGUGGUUAUAUCCAUUCAAGGGUGGAGGAGGAGUUCCUGUGGGACUGUAAACAGUUGGGAGCGUACUCUCAUGUCCUCCUCAACACUCUGCUCUUCUUCUGUUGCAAGUACUUUGGCUUCACCACGGUGGAGCAGCACCGCCAGCUGUCCUUCGCCCAUGUCAUGCGCUGCACCAAAACCAACCAGAACAACACCAAGACCACCUUCCUGCGCUUCUACCCCCCGAUAUCCAUAAAUGAGGCAGAGCCAGAUCCAGAGGUUCCGGCAAAGAAGCGUAAGGAGGAGGAGAGUAAAGACGAUGUUCUGGAGAUGAUGGAGAACACAGAGAACCCUCUCCGCUGUCCAGUCAGACUGUACGAGUUCUACCUCUCCAAGUGCUCGGAGUCGGUCAAGCAGCGCACCAACCUGUUCUACCUUCACCCCGAGCGCUGCUGCGUCCCCAACAGCCCCUUGUGGUUCUCCUCCACCCCUCUGGAUGAUAGCACCAUGGAAGCCAUGCUCAUCCGCAUCCUCACCGUCAGAGAGCUGCAUCUAAAGACGAGGAAAGACGGAGGGACGGCGAAGCAGACUUCCAGUGACCCGCCAUUUAUACCUGACGAGGAGGACAAUGGGGAUUCAGAGUGAUGAAAUGAGCUUUAUUGGUGCAACAUCAGCUUGUGGUGUAAAUGUUUGUAAAUAAACUGAAAUGUUCAUUCAAAACAUAGCCCAAUAAACAUCAAUGGACGGAAUAAAUCUCACAUACAUAAA
Molecule: messenger RNA, 4311 nt
Organism: Micropterus salmoides (largemouth bass)
Lineage: Eukaryota; Metazoa; Chordata; Actinopteri; Centrarchiformes; Centrarchidae
Gene: zmym4.1
Product: zinc finger MYM-type containing 4, tandem duplicate 1
Molecular function (GO): zinc ion binding
Source: RefSeq, a predicted model, not a curated record